Plasmopara halstedii is the source of this 1071-nucleotide messenger RNA. RefSeq names its product WD40/YVTN repeat-like-containing domain. Gene Ontology annotation, molecular function: ubiquitin binding. The transcript is spliced from 4 exons. Bases 1 to 1071 code for a protein of 356 amino acids. NCBI's taxonomy places the organism in Eukaryota, Oomycota, Peronosporomycetes, Peronosporales, Peronosporaceae. The record is from RefSeq and is a predicted model, not a curated record.
AUGGAUACGACUGACGCUCCACAGCUCAUCGAGCACGUCAAUCAAAGCGUCAGCUUUACACCGAAUGACACAAAGUGGAUUCCAGGAUCAGCACGAUUCGUGGCUAUGGGUAUCUACCCAAAAGCUACAGGUGCGCUCACGGUCUUUGGCCUUGAUCAAGGCGAACUGAAGACACAUGCGGUGCACGAAAAGACACACGGUAUCAAAUGUGGUACAUUUGGAGCGUCAAUGCUGGAAGAUCGUCAUCUGGCUACUGGUGAUUACGGUGGCGUUAUGAGCGUCUGGGAUUUGGAAAAAGCCGACGUGCCUGUAUAUUCAGCUCAAGCUCAUAAGUCAAUUGUAAACGCCAUUGAUGGCUGCGGCGGUCAAAACAUCGGCAGUGGAUCACCUGAACUUGUCACAGGCGGACGCGACGGCUGCAUUCGAGUUUGGGACGUCCGCGUGUCUGAUCCAGUAGUGACACUCGUCCCUAAAGAACAGGACACGGCACGAGAUUGCUGGACAGUUUGCUUUGGAAAUGCAUAUAACGACGCAGAGCGCUGUGUUACUGGAGGAUAUGAUAACGGAGACAUUAAGAUGUUUGACCUGCGCACGAAUACGCUUAAGUGGGAGACCAACUGUCAGAACGGUGUUGUAAAUGUGCAAUUUGACCGUAAAGACAUUGAAAUGAACAAGUUAUUGGUCACCACGCUUGAGUCUAAAUUCCGGAUCUACGAUCUGCGAACAUUUCAUCCCGAAAAAGGAUUUGCGUGUAUGACCGAGAAGGCCCACAAGUCGACGAUUUGGCAAGGCCGUUUCUUGCCACAGAAUCGUGAUAUCUUUAUGACUGGAGGCGGGAACGGAGGCUUCAACUUAUACAAAUACCAUUAUCCGCUAUCGAGGACAGCAAAAGACUCUGAUGGUAGGCUGUAUGGUGUAUGUGGCACGGUUGAGCUGCUCAAUUCCCGUGUGCUAUCGACCCAGCCGAUAGUUAGCAUGGAUUGGAGUCCGGAUCGUGAGGGUCUCUGCACUUUGGCGUGUUUGGACCAAACUGUUCGCGUUUAUAUUGUCACAAAAACGAACAAGUAUUAG